AAAUAUAAUUUAAUCAUGAUAAUCAGUAAAGUGUAAACACUACAAAACCAGUUAAGUCAGUGUUUUAUGGUAGGUACAGUAUUCUAUUCUGUAAUUAAUCGUUACGUAGGUAGAAACUUAAUGUUAGGCGUAUAAAUAUUCAAGAAAAAUGAAUAAUGCGGAUAACAGCAUUGAGUUUUCUGAAGUCAAUGAAAGAAAUGGAAACGUACACGAAGAAAAAAUACGCAAAGGUUGGGUACAAUUUGAUGACGAACAACAAACACCAACUGUUUCCCAUUCUGAAAAUGAAAUAGCAGUAACAAAAACACCACCUGUUGCUUCAACGCAAACCCCGACACGUCCUACUGUUCCCGCUGUUUUGAAUACAGAAACAGUUCACGUGAAUCUUGAAAGAGGAGAUAAAAAUUUGGAAUCCAGUACUCAAUCAACUUUAACGAAAAAUGUUGAAUUCGUCAACGUACGCCAUGGGUUCUCUAAUGGUGACAUAAUAGUGACAUUGUUACCUGUUAACACUAAGUGGCCGUGGAUUACAGCAGCUCAGUUUAGGCCAGAACUAGUACCUGAAGAAUUAAUGGCACAAGGCUUAACUUUGACUGUCGAGGAAUAUGUUCAUGCCAUGGAAUUACUAGUGAAUGAUGCUCGUUUUACCCUUUACAACAUAUGUUAUAAGAGAGUUCUUGUUUGUUGGAUUAGCCUUGCAUUUCUCGUGCUUUUGGCACUGCUGUUUUCAGGGUUAACAGGUUUGACCUUGUUUUCCCUAGGAGUACUGUGGCUCAUUUUCAAUGCUGCUGCUAUAUUUCUCUGUAUGUGGAUAAAAUUAAAAUUAUCUAAAGGAUUGGACCAAUGCCUGGCAAGAGUAAACAAACUAUUAAACAAACAUAAAUUGAUUUUGGCCUUAGAUGAUAGGGGUAAAAUUUCAUGUCAUAAAGUGAACUUGUGUUUCAUAUAUUUUGACUCUGGUCCUUGUAUUAUGCACAUACAACAAUUCAUUGACAGUGAAGAAGGAAAAACUAUAAUGCAAGGUUGGGAGCAACGACUAGAUAUUACUACUAAUGACAUAGUUAUUCAAGGGAGCCAAACUACUAGGUUAUCACGUAAACAGGAACGGGGCGCGCUUCUAUUUUUACGUUACGCUGCAAGAUGGGGCGCGUAUGUUCUCAAAAACAGAUUGAAUCUCGGUACGAAUGUAGCUGGCCGACACGGACAUAAGUAUGUCUGUCCAUGUCAAUACAUAGAAGAUCACCUCAAAGCAAAGCCACCCACAGGUAUAACCAAGUAUUUCUCACUGUCUAAUCAAAAUAAUGAAAUGUAUUAAAGAAAAAUGUUUUUCUUGAAAUUUACACUAAAUGUUAAUAAGUACCGGUAAAAUGGGGCGAUUAGGGACAAAUUCCAACUUGAUGAACAAUUUUAAGGUAGUUGUUGAUGUUUAAAAUGCUAUAUCAGGAUCAAAAUGAUUGAGUCUUGUUAUCCAAUUUAAAGCUAUGCAAUUAGCAUUCCAGUUUAAGCAAAAAAAGCAAAAAUAGGUGUUAUUCCUAUUUACCCAGAAUUUGCGGUUAUUGGGGACAAAAUUAGUGUUCAUAGAGAAAUUUGCUAGGGCUGGCACUCCUUGGUUUUAAUUAAUUUAUUUAUUUAGUUGCACCAACAAAGUGAUCAUAAAUAAAAAACAUUGAAAAACUGACAAAAGUACAUGGCAGAUGUCAUCUCAAUCAUAGGUGCAAUCAACAGUGCAUUGACAACAAAUAUAAAAAAAUAUAUAACUUGAUUACAUUUAAUUACUUAUUAAAUUUUAUUUACUUGAGAAAUUAUCCGCGACAGAUUUUUCCUGUAAGUUGUGAGACAAUUAGAAAAAACAUCUAUUUCAUCACUUAAAGUUAGUUCAGCGCAAUCGGACAACUCCCAAUGAACAUUAACGGAGACCGCGCUACCGUGGACAUUAUUGUAGUCCCAAACGAUUCUGUUUAAGGGAGGGUAAGCACCUAAAUUCGAACGAGCGGGCUUUCUUAUAAGCGGUUUAUAUUUCUUCGUUCUUAGUAAGUACUUAGGAACUGAUAUUUUUAUCUGAGUUAAGAGCUUAGGUGUGUCCGUUAUUCCAUGGAUUAAUCAGGUGGAUAUCCCCACUUUGAACAAAUAUUAAUAUAUUUUAUUAUGUAUCCACAUUUUUGUCCACCUUGAGAUUUCAUUGUUCUUGUCAUAUGUCUGUGCAAAACAGACUGACUUAUAUUAAAUUGCUUAGCUAUUUCAACUAAAGACUUAUUCCUAAUUUCAUAGGCUUCUAUUACUGUUUUAAUAUUAAGGGAUCAUAUCUCUUAAAAGGAUUUACACUCUUUGAUACGUACAUGCGAGGAUAUAAAUAUUUGCUAAACAAUAAAAUAACACUGCAUUGAUAAUUUUGAAUAAAAGUUGUAGACAAAAACAUCAUGAAUAAACCAGAUUCUUACCAACAAAUUUAAAAAAUAUUGUUAUAACUACACAGACAACCCUAGAAACCUGUACAUAUUUAUUUAUACAUAGGUCGUUUCCAUUCUCAUCCCAAUUGACCCCUUUUUCGUUGUUAUUUGCACCUAAGACGUCCCCAAUAUCCCCAAAAACAACAGAUUUUUACAUCUAUUUUUAUUUUAUCAAAUACAUUAAAACCAAUAACAACUGAGACUUACCUUUAAUAUAUAUGAUGGUUCAAACACUAAAUUGCGUUUAUAAAUCACAGUCGUCUUUUAUUAUUAUAAAGUAAAUAAAAGAUAGCAAAGUUUCUAGCACUAAAAUAAUUACCACCACAAGAAGUUAAUUUGAAACGCGAUUUUUUAUAAGUUAGCAGCUAUUAUCAUGCAUAUUCAGAGUUGUUUUGUGAACUUUCAACAUUCUACUAUUACACUACAAAAAAUGGAAGAUUUUGCAACGAUUAAAAAACUAGUAUUUGCGGGUCGAAAGAUUUUCCUGAUUUUUUCCCCAAUCACCUCUUGAUCCCUAAUCGCCCCAUUUUACGGUACUAAUGUUAAUUAUUUAAAAUAAAAUUAGUACAGUUACAUAUCAUUAAAUCAGUACUUACUUAUAGUUUUAAGUUUCAAUAUUUAACAAAAAAUAUUUGUUUAGGUAUUAUCUACAUUUUAUUUUAUUUAUUAUGUUAUUUAAUUUAAAAAAUUUUUAAAAGCCUUUCGUGAAAUGUAUGUGAAAUGUAAUUUUAACAGAAUCUUCGUGUAUAUUUUUACUAUCAUCGUAUUACGUAAGCUGAAGUAUAUUAUUAUAUUUUUUUAAAUCCGUCCAUAGGCCUACUAUUUCUUAAUUUCCAUCAAUGGUUAUAUUUUUGAUGUGGCAUUUUAUAUUUAAUCAAACAGUAGGGAUUAUGUACAUAAUUAACUAAUUUCUAAUGAAGAAAAGGAAAAGUUAUCAACUGUUGAUUGCAGUAUUAUAACCAACAGGAACUAAACCUCAACGAGAAGUAUUAAAAUUGUGAAAUUUAAAAAUGUUUAAGAUUUACAAUUUAAUUUAAUACUAGUGGUCGCCCUGUGGUUGAAAUUCGACCAUAAUUAAUUUAAAAUAGAACAUUGAACAUUAUAACUCUUCUUUAAUCACAGAUUUCUCCAGGGCUACACUAUAGACAAAUAAUAUAUAAAGACAAACAAUAAUAAUCUAUUCUCAAUUCGACCAAGACUUUAAAAAUAAACAAAAGAGUAUAUAUGCGUGUGUGUGUCAAAUACAUGGUAGUGUGUUUCGUGUCUUUUUUAUUGAUUUAAUUUAUUUUUUAUGCAUAAUUUAAAAAAACAUUAAUAUUCUGCACUCCUUCUCUUUAAUCUUUAUAAGUGUGGGAAAUUUCAUAGUCCUCCAUCCGCUCAAUUUUCGUAAAAAGGGGUACAAAGUUUUUGCUUCACGUAUUAAUAUAUAGGUAUACAUAAGAACAAUUCUUUAUACAAUCCUAGAACAUGCUUAUUUGAAAAAUUUAACGCUUGGUAUAUCAAAUAAAACUAUUUACAUACAGUAUAGGUAUCUACAUACGUAAAAAUCUAUGUUUUUUAUCGUAGUUACAAUUUUUUUAUUAUUUACUUCGGAUAUAGUUUUUUUCUUAAUAAAAAAAUAGCUGUGGAGUCAGAAGCCUUGUUGCAUAACCAAAACGGUUCUAAAAGUGAGAGAGCAAAAGAACGUCAAAUUUAACGUAAAUAAUGAAUCAUUUAACCCUGAUUUUUUACAAUUUUUGUCUAUCUGUCUGUCUGUCUUUUUGUUCCGGCUAAUUUCUGGAACGUUUGGAGCGAUUUUGACGGGACUUUCACUGAUAGAUAGCUGAUGAUAUAAGGAGUAACUUAGGCUACUUUGUUUAGACUAGCUUCGCUCCGCGGCUUCACCCGCCGUUCGACAAUAACCGCAGGUAACAUCGCGGGGCUCAGCUAUCAAUAAUAAAAUUUAAUGUUCCGAAGCGAAGCGAGGGCGGGUCGCUAGUUUCGAAAUAAAAUUAUAAAUAGACCUUCGGAUGUAAUUUUUAGUGUUAUCGAGCAAGGAGUUAUUUCGUUGAUUUUUAUGAAAAAUACAUAUAAUUCUCUGUCCCGAUUCACAGGACACAUAUCACUUUUCCACACUCAAUUAUUAAAUAAUUUCAAACUUAAACUACUUCGGCGUCGCCCGCAACAGAAUUUCUGCAACUAAUUUAGUUUACUCCAGUAGAACUUUUACGAACUCUUCCAUACAACUUAACACCCUUUGCCUAAACGCUUUCACUAUUGAUUUUUCUACUACCUUUUAAACGACGCGAUUGUGUUAAUUUCACUUUUCGACGCGCGAUUGCCCUCUCAGCAGCUGUGCAGAACUCCGAACCCCAGUUCGUAACAAUAUUAAAAUAUCUCAAGCCGAAAAUAUUUAACUUAUUACAUAUAAUUUUUAUUAACUUAAUGUAUUGUUACAUACAUGGAAAAAUCAAAUGUCAUUGAGAGUAUUCAUUUUCGUUACUUUUAUUUAUUUACACUGCUACUGAUUCGAUCAAAAUCAUAUACUUUUCUUUUUUCCUACCUAUGCUGAGAGCCUUGAGAGGCUACUUCAGCUUCACCCUAACGUUUGUAGGUGAGCUCGCGGGGCUCAACCGGAAAGUUGCUAACACUGACCCUAGCAAGAGCCGUGCUUCGCAGAAACUACCACCGGAUCGGAAACGCGACCCACUGAGAAGAUCCGGCGAGAAACUCAGUGGGCUGUGUCUAUGGGUUAGUUCGCUCGUCGAGCCCUUCGUCGCAAGCGACGGGUUCGACGAGGACGGUGACUGGAGACUUUUCUAAUCGUCUAAUGAUGACGUUCGCGUCUAUUUCUGACGAAAAACAUGACUAUCACAAUUUAUCACUUAGAAAUUGACUUUGUGAAUGUAAAACAAAUUCGUUUAAUAUUGUCUUUCAAAUGAAAUAAGCCGAUAUUCCAUUUUACAGAAACGUGUAGGUACGUCACGUACAGUAUUUAGAAUGAUAUUAUUAUGAAAUGUUUUUACUUUGUUUAAUCUUGUAUGGAAUAAUUUUAUUUUAUAGUUUUACUGUUAUUCUUAAGUUCGUUAAAAUAACAUCUUCAUACUUACUAUUCUUUAAAUAUUUAUAAAUAAUAUAAGUCUUUGAUAUUAGAUAGUUAUAUAAACUGGGUUAUCAGUUAAUAAAGCACUAUGUACCAAAACAGUUUUUUAGAAAGAGUGCAGAAAAAUUAUCGUUUUUUUUUAAAUUAUAAAUACAAAUAAAUUAAUAAAUCGGUUGUGGACACUAUAAUUUAAAUGUCUCACGUAGCCUUACUUAACGUAACCUUGUUUUGUUUUUUUUGAAGUUAUACUUCUUUAGGCGCGUUAUGAAAAAUUGAUGAGAGUGAAAUUUUACGAUGCGCGCGCACCGUGACACAAAUUUAACAGAAUGAAGUUGCCCACUAAAUCGCUCAUUACAAUAUGACCGACGUAACUUAGUCUUGGCGAGUCUGAAUAUAGCCGCAGGAGAACUUUCCGAACCGUACCGAGAAUUACCGAAUUUAUACGAUGUCAAGAAAAGGGAUGCCAAUAUGCGUGUUUGAGGAUGUUGUGUAAUCGAUUUUUUUUCAAAUUGAUUAAAAUUUAAAUGAAAAAAAGAAAUAAAUUUAAUAAAAAUAAAGUAUAACUUCUUACGCGCGUACAUAAGUACACGCACCCUUUUUUUAAAUAUAUAUAUGGUGCUGUGCAGAAGCGGCCAAUUUAUAGCGUUACAUUCCAAAAUGAAUUUUCCUGUUGUACUUGUAUGUUCUUGUAUUCAACAACUUCACAUAUUUUAAUUCAUAAUCAUUCCAUGUUAAAUACUAAUAUUAAGAUAAAAAAUCAAAUUAAUAUUUCUAAUUAGUGGUAAUAGAGCGUAUCAUAAACCGUAGAAUGGGUACCACAUCACUAUCCUGCCUACUUCUGUCACGAAACAGUCGUGGCUUUCCGGUUUUAAGGGUGAUGAGGCAGCUAUAAUACAAUACAACUGAGAUUUUCAAUUUUUCUCUUUAUUUCUCAAGAUGGGUGGCGGGAUUCACCAUCUAUGGGAUCUUUGAUCCAGGUAGACAUUCCAGGUAGACAUCACCCAUAAAAAAGCAAUCAUAUUUUAAAAUUGUUUAAAAUCAAAUUUUGAAUCACAAGUCUUACUAGUCAUAAUAUUUUUCUGAAUAAAACACUUAGGCACUGUAAAACACUAUACAAUAAGGGACGAUUUCAAAAAUUUCAUGCAAAUUACACAGGAAGACUGUAAAUAAUAGUAGGUACAUGUUCAUAAUGUACAAUUAACGUAAUAAUUUAGAUUUUGAUAACAAGCAGCAGUAUUCAAUAAGGUUACCUUAAGUUCAGUUUAAUAUAUGUAUUAGAUUAGAAACAAAUUGUUUUACAUAAACUUGUAACAUUUUGCCAUGUUUUUUUUUCCAAUAACAUUUUGUAGCUUAAAAAGAUGUUACCAAUGGAGUACAUUCAAAUUUAAAUACACAAUUUACUUGUUUAGACAAUAACAAAAGUUCUUUUGAGCGAAAACAUGUGUAGUAUUUAAGUAAAAUGUUGAUGAUGUACAUCAAAUUAUAAUUACAUAGUGAUGUGUUGUGAAUAAUAAACAUUCCGUCCUCAUUAAACUGUACUUACUAAGUAGAUAAGAACUAUUAUAUUACCUUCGUAUUAUACAUAUUAAAUUUGUUGAAAUAUAAUAUAAUCCCUUUAA
Bombyx mori (domestic silkworm) is the source of this 7148-nucleotide messenger RNA. RefSeq lists its product as uncharacterized. The transcript has 4 exons. The record is from RefSeq and is a predicted model, not a curated record. The coding region runs from base 149 to 1315 and encodes 388 amino acids. NCBI's taxonomy places the organism in Eukaryota, Metazoa, Arthropoda, Insecta, Lepidoptera, Bombycidae.